Molecule: messenger RNA, 1011 nt
Organism: Panicum hallii
Lineage: Eukaryota; Viridiplantae; Streptophyta; Magnoliopsida; Poales; Poaceae
Product: putative cyclin-dependent kinase F-2
Exons: 1
Coding region: 1-1011 (336 amino acids)
Biological process (GO): protein phosphorylation; regulation of mitotic cell cycle
Cellular component (GO): nucleus
Molecular function (GO): ATP binding; cyclin-dependent protein serine/threonine kinase activity
Source: RefSeq, a predicted model, not a curated record
AUGACCGCCUGCGUAGAGACCGCCGCCGCUCCCCACCGCGCCGCAGCCGCGCCACGGAGCCGCAAGAGGAUGCGCGUCGCCAUGGGCACCACCGACGACUACGAGGAGACUUGCCGCCUCGGCGAGGGGGCCUUCGGCGCCGUCGUCAAGGCGCGCCACCGCGCCACCGGCCGGGCCGUCGCCAUGAAGUACCUCGGCGGGCCCGUCGGCGGCCACGCGGCGGCGUCGCUGCUGCGGGAGGCGCGCUUCCUCGAGGCGUGCGCCGCGAACCCGUUCGUCGUCGGCUCCCGCGGCCUCGCCCGCGACCCGGCCACCGCGGAGCUCUGCCUGGUCAUGGAGUGCGGCGGCGCGAGCCUCGGCGCCCUGCUGCGCCCCAACGGGAGCCCGACGCCGCUGCCCGAGGCCACGGUGCGCGCCACCAUGCGGCAGCUGCUCAAGGGCGCCAAGAGGAUGCACGACGCCCACGUCGUCCACCGCGACAUCAAGCCGGAGAACAUCCUCGUCAGCGACGACGGCGCCGUCAGGUUCUGCGACUUCGGGCUGGCCGUGCACAUGGCCGAGCGGCCACCGUACGAGCGGGCCGGCACGCUGUGGUACAUGGCGCCCGAGGUGCUGCUGGACAAGCCCGACUACGACGCGCUCGUCGACACCUGGUCGCUCGGCUGCGUCAUGGCGGAGCUCAUCGACGGGAGGGUGCUGUUCGAGGAACACGACUCUGAAGACCAGCUCUGCGCCAUCUUUGGCCUGCUCGGCAUGCCAAACGACACGACAUGGCCGUGGUUCUCGUCCACGCCGUUCGGCGCCCAGAUCCCGGAACUGGAGAGGCAGCGGCGCAAGUGCAACCUCCUAGGCUGCAAGUUCCCCGAGUCGAAGCUGUCCAAGGAAGGAUUCGAUGUCCUCAGUGGCCUCCUCACGUGCAACCCUGACAAGCGGCUCACGGCAGCUGCCGCGCUUAAGCUACCAUGGUUUCGCCGAGAUGGACGAGCUGCAGCAGCUGGCCAAGAAAGAUGA